AACACAUUUACCUCCAGAGAGUUUAAAAGCAUGCACGCGCGCGGCUCCUCCAUGCUUUUCACGGAGCAACUUAGCUCGCGCUGUAAAUUACCAUGGUGACACACUCGCCUGCAUAAAAGCCUACGUGCACACAUCUCACUUAGUGAGUCCGGAUUGUGGCCGUGACGACGUCGUAAGAACCAGCUCAAUGACUCCGAACUCCUCCGAAGACACUCGGACCAUCUCUGCCUUCGCCUCCAAGCUGACUCCAGUGGCCGACGUGUGUGUGGGACUGGUCAUCCUCUUCGUCGUUCUGCUCUCUGUUCUUGGAAAUGGGCUGGUUCUGGUAAUUUGUUACCGCAGGAGGAAGAAGAUGGUGGGCUCAGAGCUGCUGUGCGUCAACCUAGCCGUGGUCGACUUCUUCUGCUGCCUCUGCUUCUACCCGCUCUCCAUCCUGUCCUCUUUCCAUCACCGUUGGCUGGGAGAAAACAUCACAUGCAUUUACUACGGUCUCGGCUGCUUCAUCUUUGGCCUGUGUGGCAUGUUCACCAUUGCCGCCAUCAGCAUAAUCCGCUACCUGAAGACCUGCCACAGCUCGAUUUAUGCUGGCUGGCUGAAAGGAGCUAACAUCAACAUAGCGUGCGGCUCCACCUGGCUCAUUGCUGCUGUGUGGUCCAGCUUGCCUCUGUUUGGUUGGGGCAAGUACGUCCCUGAGCCGUACGGACUGUCCUGCACCGUCGCCUGGAAGGGAUAUCAUACCUCAGCCAAGGAUGCCUUCUACGUCAUUUGCUCCUUCGCCUGCUUCACAAUGGUUCCGGUCCUCCUCAUCGUGGUGUCCCAGUGUCAGAUCCUCUACAAGGUGUCUCGCUUCUCCCACUUGCUGUCUACGAGACACAGCUGCAACAAACUGCGAUACGCUGAAAAACAACUCUCCAUGAUGUUUUUCUGCAUCAGCCUGGGUUUUAUAAUUGCCUGGGCGCCAUACGCUAUUGUGUCCUUCCUCUUUAUUUUCCACAAGGGGACCCAGUACAUGGCUCCUGAGGGCUUUGUGUUUCCCGCCCUGUUCGCCAAAAGCUCCCACAUCUACAACCCAUUCAUUUACUUUUACUUUAACCAGCCUUUCCAAAAGGAGCUUCGCUGCCUGCUCUGUCCCAAGUUGGGAGGAAACCAAGUGGGCGUGGACUUUGCCGAAGUCCAAGUUCAAUAUCCCAUCCACAUUCAGCUCCAGGAAAGACGCUACGUCCAAAAGAAGAAUGUUGAUUUAUCUCGCGUCAUAACUCACAGCAAGGGCAAAGGCAAAGAAAGAGACCAAGAACAAAGAACAAAGGACUGCACAGAAACAGCAAUCAUGUCCUAACCAGGCCGGUAUAUGCCAGUCUGUAAAACAAAACAUUUUGUAAAACACUUUCCACAUUUCCCUCAGCAUUUCAACAUUUCACAAAACCAAACAUUUCCCAAAACACAACAGCAAAGCAAAAAAUCUAAUGACAUUUGAUGAGACCCAAACCGGAAAAGGUAGGUACUUAUUG
Molecule: messenger RNA, 1508 nt
Organism: Etheostoma cragini (Arkansas darter)
Lineage: Eukaryota; Metazoa; Chordata; Actinopteri; Perciformes; Percidae
Gene: opn8c
Product: opsin 8, group member c
Exons: 4
Coding region: 188-1336 (382 amino acids)
Biological process (GO): G protein-coupled receptor signaling pathway
Cellular component (GO): membrane
Molecular function (GO): G protein-coupled receptor activity
Source: RefSeq, a predicted model, not a curated record